AUGAUUAAACUAUUUAUUCGAAUAUUUCUAUUUCCCCUUUUAAUUUUAUUUUUUGAAUUUAUCAAAGUUGAAGCACUUGCUUCAGUCUUAAUAUCAUCCCCCUUUGACAAUUUUCGUAUAGAAUGUCCACAAACUUCGGGUGCCCAAAGAUUGGCAAUAAGAAUGGUGGAGUCACAAGGGCAGAAGAGACAAGAUACCGUUUUUGUUUUGAGUUGUCAACAAAUUGGGGAGUUAUAUCCAUGGCUAGAAAUACCAGAAGAAUUAGCCGAUCAAGAACAUGAAGAAUGCCACUAUACACAACAAUUUGAUAUUUUGCUGGACAAACAAAUGAAUUGGACGUGUUCAGAGAGGGAAUACCUUGCUGGAAUAGCACGCUUGUCUGAUACAAGAAUACAAUUAGAAUGCUGCAAAUUGCGGACUAGAAACGAGGGAAAUUGUGUUGAGUAUGACUAUGAAAAACCCGCAGGGAGUGGGGCACGUGUUGAGAUUGAAUACCAAGGAAAAUUAAUUAAUGCUUUGGCCGUCUAUGGAGAUUUAAUUCGUGUACGUUUCUGUGAUUUGUCGCCUAGACCUAUUGGUAGGGGAUUUUCCAAAAAUUCGGAAAAAAAAUUAAAAAAUAAAUUAGAUGAUAUAAUGGCUGAAACAACAAGAACAACCCCAACAACCCCCACAAUAGCCAUUGCUCACGCGGUGACUAGCAAUGGAAAUUUUGGAUUUUCUUUAAAACCGCCAACCAAUUCUGUUGGGUUUAGCCAAAGAAUUGAAGUUCCUUCUCUUCUUAAUGAUCCUCGAACAAUUGCUAAGCAGCGUGCAACAGCAACAAUAGCUCUUCAAAAUCAGCUUAGUAAUAGUCCGAAUGUUCCACCCCCGAUAAAUGAAGAACUGCCUCCAGCAAACUUAGCCGAUGGAGUGGAUGAAGCAUUCUCAAUAGACGGGGCUCAACAACAUACCGAGAGGGAAAAAUUUAAUCAAGAAAUAAAACAAAAUAUGGAAAGCAGAAACAAUGCCCAAGUUGUAGAGCAACAUGUUGAAGCUGUUCAACAACAAGUUCAAAGUGUACAUCCUCAAAAUAGUGAGCCCAUUCAAAGUCAAGUUCAUCCAGAUACUCAGGAAGCUAAAAUAAAUAAUGAAGAAAAAGAACGGCAUCAAAUUCAAGCAGUUCAGGAACAAAGUCAUACUCCUGAGGCUGUUCAACAAAGGACAGAAAUAAAGGUUCAGGAUAAAAAUAUAAGAGAUAAGGAUAUAGAACAACAAACGACGUUAAAGCCUGUAAUAACCGUUGAAUCAAUGUUAGAAAUGUCACCUAUAAACGUUAAAAAAUCAACAAAACCAGAACAACCGUCAAUAACUCCUGAAGGACAAGAACAACAAAAUACGGAAAGAAACAAAAAUGCAGAAAGUGCUUCACCAAGAAUUAAAGUAUACGGACACAAUCCAUUUAAAACAAUUCAAUUUGGUCGUAUCCUACAAGCAGUUGGCGAACGCAAAAAGGAAUUGGCAGUGAAAAUUUUGAGGCAUCAUAAAAACCCACCAGAUCAUGUUCAAAGUUUGGAAUAUGGAAGAGAACAAAAACAUGAUGACAAAAGAUUAGAGGAAAGACAGAAACAAGAGCAACAAAAACUAGUAGAAAAACAACAAACACACAACGAACAAUCACAACAAGGAAAAAUACAAAAUGAAAAACAAGUGAUAGAGCAAGAAAAACAACGUAACGAACAACAAACAUUAUUAGAACAAUCAAAACAUGCAAUAGAAGAACAAUAUGAAAAACAACAAACACAACAAGAAAAUCAACAAAACAACAAUCAACAAACAAAAGAAGAACCUAAACAACAACACUCUCAACAACAAGAGGAACAAAAACAUGAAGCAAAACAAGAGGAAAAACAUAAGGAAAAACAUGAGGAAAAACAUGAGGAAAAACAAGAUGAAAAACAACAUCAAGAAACACAACAAAUUAAAGAAGCGGAACAAAACAAAAAAGAAAAACAAACACCACAACACUUGGAAAACUCAAUAUCAAAAGCUUUAGCUGCAAAAAAACAAAUAUACGAACCAAUAAAAUCUAAUUUAUUGUUAAGGCGUAAGGGAAUGCGUGAACAUACUUUUACGUUAACCCCGCCACGACCUGUUGAUGUUUCUGCAGGAAUUAAUAAUGGAGUUGAAGAUAGAGAAAGGGCUGAACUGACAAUUCAACGAAGAGUUGACGCUAUUAGAGCGGUGGAAAAGCGGCUUCAAGUAAAAACUAUUCAGAUUCCUAAAGAGGAAGGUGUGGAAAUGGAAAGAAGUUCACAUGCAGAUGCAGUUGACUCAAACAACACAACUGAAAAUAUCAUCGCAGCCAAGCAAAGCGAUUGGGAGAAUAAUUUUGAAACAACGGAUCAAAUUACCCCGAAAAUUUCAAACGGUGAUUCAGGGGAUGGGGAAGCUAUGCAUCGAAUAUUAUUUGGAGAACCUGUCCAAAUUACACCAAAAAAUGUUUCGAGUAAAUUCAAAGAAGCAAAUGUUUCUCAAGCUUUGGAACAAGUAAAAACUCUGGCACAAGAUUCAAAUAAAAUUGAGAAUAAGCAACCAAAAACAGAAACAAUUAGUUUAUCCAGCUUCCCAAAUGUAUUAGAAACAACCCAAUCUCCUGCUGCAAUAUGGUGGGAGCCAAUGGUUGUUAAUACUGAACAAAAACAACAAAAUCAAAAAGCUUUUUUACCAACAGAGAAUAGACCGAAUAACAACAGAAAACAAGUUAAUGAUCAACUCGACUUUGCUACAGUUACAGCAUCUGCUUCUUUGGAUAAUGAAGCAAACGAAACAACCCCGCUACCAUUCACUAUACCAGCAGACGGACCUGUAGCACAAGAAGUUAGAGAAAAUGCAUUGUUAGCACAAAAACGAGUUGAAGCUUUACCGAGAAAUAAAUUGAGAAUUUUCUCAAUAAAUUAUGGCAAUCCGGGAUGGAGGAAAUUAAUUUCUGAAAUUUCUAAUGAAGGAAAAAUAGAAGAUUCUGAUAAUGAAAAUAAUGUUGCUAAUACAACGUUAGCAGAAAAUUUGAAUGAAACGAACACCUCAACAAGCGAAAUUAAUGAGCACAAUUCUGAAGCAAACUUAACUAAAGAGAAUACAACUAACGAAGUUUUAUCGCUCCGAAAAUCAUUGCCAAUAUAUACAUUAGAAUGGGAGAAAGAUAAUAAACAACAUCAACAAAAUAAAAAUUUUCAGUCUGCAUUAUCAGAUAACAAAACAGUUUCACCAGCACAACAAUCAGUCGAAACAUUGUUUCCAACACAGUUAGAAAGUGGGAAUAUUGAUAAUUUGAGUUUAAAUGAGAGUAAAUCUGGUGAAAACACGAGAUCUAAUAGCAGCAAGUCUAAUAGCAAAGAUAGAAACAAGAAGCUUCCACCACCUCCAACAAGCGAAGAGUUUGCUGAUGUAAUGUUAAGAGAAAUAGACGAUCAGGAAAAAGUCCCAUUUUCAUUCACUCCACAUAAUGCAACAAAUACAACAACAAUUCCCCAAUUAAACUUUCCCCGACAAUUUGAUGAUGCAAAAACAUUAAGACGUAAGGAACAUCAUAAAGCACAUACUGAGGAAAAUAAUGAUGGAAAUUUUGCUGAUUAUUUUGUAGAUGAAUUAAAUUCAGAAAAUAAUACCCAUGCUUUUCUUUCACGUCGAUCAACAACAGUAGGAACUGAAAACCAAAUUUUAGUAGAUGGAGUAAAAAUUUUCAAAAAUGAAACAACUGGAGAAAUUAACGAAAAACAAGUCGAAAAGAAGAAGCGUAAAUCGAGAAAAAAGAAAAAAUUACUUGAAGGAAUUGAAGAAAAUAAUAGACUUAUUCCUCCUACAACAUCAUUAGCAACAUCUGAAAAACUUCCCCCGUUGGAUGGCUUUCCAUCUCCUCCACCUUUAGAUUCUAGAGGGAAACUUGCAGUUUUAGCAGCAGCUUCGUCUAAGCAAUUUGCACAGUUACCCCCUUCAUCUCCCCAAGCAUUAAUUAAACAACAACAACAAAAGAAGUUUCAAAACAUUGACUACAAAAGAGAAUUAGAACAAAGAUUAGGAUCUGAACAUAAAACAGCGGAAACAUUAGCGAUAGAAUUAGCAAAAACAACAAAAUAUUCCUCAAACAAUCAAGAACAUCCAACAUUAAAUACUGCUGAAGAAAACAACACUAAAAAGAAUGUUUCUAAGAAACACAAAAACAGAAGAAAACAACAACAAGAGCAACAACAAGAAAACAAACAUGAAGAAAGGGAAGAGAAUGUAGAACAAAAACAUGAGAGUCAACAACAACAUAAACAAUUAAAAGAAUAUAGAAGCCAACAAUUCGCAGCUUUAAUCGCGACAACUUCUCGUCCUAUGCGCAUGGGUGUUGAUUAUGAGGUUGCUGACGAUGAAGGGAAUGUUGAGCGAGAAAUAACCAAUUACCAUACUACCAUUACUCAAUUUCCAAAAACUAGAACAACAAGACUUCCUUUGUUUAAGCGCCGGCAAUUAGACAGAAUAGCUUUGGAGGUCUUUGGACCUUCAGCUUUUGAUCCAUCCAUUGAACAUCCUCAAAUUGAUGUAACUUUGCUUUCAAGACGUCCAUUAAAUCAACAAUUUCGCCAUAAACGACCUCCUGCACGUUUGGAAGGACCUGUGGAAACAUCAACAGGAAUGAUGGGAUUGCCUGACGAAGAGACUGAUAUUUCUCCUUUUGAUGCUGAACGUGCACAACUCUUGGAAAGGCUUAGGCAUAAUCAUAAAAAUAGGCAAGAAGAACAUAUAGAGACGUUUGACGAUACUGAAACAACUCAACAUGAAGCUGUUAACAAGCAUUACAACACUAGAAAGGAAGAAAACUUGAAUAGAAACACUAAAGAAAACCAGCACCAAAAUAAUUUUGAAAAUUCUUUUAAUCACGAAACAACAAUUUCUUUGCCCAAUUUUGAAAAUAGAAACCAAAAUUUUAUCCAAAAGAAUUUUGGAAAUCACGGACACUUUGAAAGAGUAGAAUCUCGUUUUGAGAAAGCUAGUCCUUUUGAUGAUCGUCACGAAGAAGAGCAUUUUGAAGACGAGGAUGAACCGCGCACUAUAGCUUCUAAAAAUGCUGAAAUUAGGAGAAAACCGAGCCUUACUUCUGUACCUUUUAUUCCACCAACUACAAAUUUUAAAGACGAAGAGAUUUCUCCAAUAAAUAAUGAAGCAGCCGUAAAGCGCUCAAUCGCUUCUCUUCAAGUUAAAAAAGAUGGAAGUCCUUUGUUUUCCCCUAAAGACAAUAAACCUAUGAUGAAAAUGCCUUCUGAAAAUAUUGAAAAAAUGAUACAAAUUGAUGAGAGAAAUGAUAUUAGUACAAGUGAAACACAAAGUUUGGAGGAUAUACUAGUUCCAAUGGGUAUGAUUUAUUUAAUGAUGGUAUUUCCGGAAAAUGUUUAA
Meloidogyne enterolobii is the source of this 5412-nucleotide messenger RNA. The record is from the annotation of a GenBank genome assembly. NCBI's taxonomy places the organism in Eukaryota, Metazoa, Nematoda, Chromadorea, Rhabditida, Meloidogynidae.